Capsicum annuum is the source of this 3813-nucleotide messenger RNA. RefSeq names its product protein NLP2. The transcript is spliced from 5 exons. The record is from RefSeq and is a predicted model, not a curated record. Lineage: Eukaryota; Viridiplantae; Streptophyta; Magnoliopsida; Solanales; Solanaceae. Bases 529 to 3291 code for a protein of 920 amino acids. Gene Ontology annotation, molecular function: protein binding; DNA-binding transcription factor activity.
UCGUUCUCCUUCAUAUUCAUUUUUCAUUCCACAUAUAGAUAGGACUGAUCGACUAGCAAACCACUCCGUCCAAUUUAAUUUCCCUCUGCUCUCUCAAAAUACAUUUCGUAUCUCAGUUGUUCAGCCAACAAAUCAAAGCAAAGCCUCCCCUUUACACUCACUCACUCACUCACAUCAUCAUCAUCAUUCUUUGUGUGUGUGUCUGUGAAGCGACUUUACCAAAAUUCUUGUUUUCAGUUGCCUGCAGAUAUGCCUGCCAACUUGAAUUAAUUAAAGGGGCUCCCUCCCUUUCAAGAAUCUUUCUCAAAUUGCAAACGAAAACUUAUAACUGAUGAUGUUUGCGCAACCCGCGCUGAUUGGGUUUUGGAAGACCAAGGAAAGGAAUCCUUCAUGGAAGUUCCUCUUCUUGUUUUUCAUAUUUAGGCUGCUUUUGUUUUCUGGCUCGUGAUGUCAUGUGUUUGCUGAUUUAAUUAGGCUUAAUUCCUUCUUUAUGGGAUGGGAGAAGAUUGAUCAGCCUUUUUCGUCAUUAUGGAAGAUGGUGCCUUUACACUUAACGACAUGUUGGCUAAGCUCUCUGACAAUACUACUGCUACUGAUUUUAGUUUCAUGGGAGAAUUCCUCUCUGACGGAUUCUGGCUAGAGGCAACUGAUCAGGGAUCCAAUUAUUUCUGUAAUCAGCCUGCACUUCCUUUUACUACUACUUCCUCUUUGCCUUCUCAGCCCCUUUCCUUUGAUACUAACGUUUCCAUUCCAAGCACUAAUCAAGUGGCCUUCCAGCAAGAAACAGAAAAAGAUAAGAUAGCUGACAAUUUGUUUGUCCCCCAAAUGGAUGAAUCUUCUGCACCUACAAGAGAUAACACACACACCUCCCCUCGUCCAGAUUCUUCAGCUUUUCAGGUUGAAGGCACUCAAAUGAAUAGGAGGCUAUGGAUUGGACCAAACACUCUCACAAACCCAAAUCCUACUUUAUCAGUAAAGACCAGAUUGGUGCAGGCCAUUGAAUACCUUAAAAAUUCCACAAGAGAUAAAGAUGUCCUCAUUCAAAUAUGGGUGCCUGUCAAGAGAGGAGGCAAACAUGUUCUUGUUACUAAUAAUCAGCCAUACUUUAUCAACCCAAACUCCCAGAGCCUGUUAGAGUACAGAUACGUCUCUCAAAAUUACCAAUUUGCUGCUGAGAAGGAUUCAAAAGAGUUGGUUGGGUUGCCUGGACGCGUGUUCUUGAAGAAGCUGCCAGAGUGGACUCCUGAUGUUCGAUUUUUCAAAAGGGAGGAGUAUCCACGAGUUAAUUAUGCUCAUCAGCAUAAUGUUAGGGGUUCCAUUGCGGUUCCUGUUUUUGAAAGUGGCAGUGGAACUUGCUUGGGUGUUGUUGAGAUUGUGACGACUAUUCAGAAAACUCACUAUCACCCCGAGCUUGAAGAUGUCUGCAAAGCUCUUGAGGCUGUUAAUCUAAGAAGUUCUGGUAUCUCAUCAAAUCCUGCCAAAGUCAAGGACUGCAACGAGUCUUACCUAGCUGCCUUGGCCGAGAUUCAAUAUAUUUUGACAUGCGUAUGUGAUACACACAAGUUGCCAUUGGCUCAGACUUGGGCCCCGUGCAUACAACAAGGUAAAGGUGGGUGCCUGCAAUCUGAUGAGCACUUUGCUUCUUGUGUUUCCACAGUCGACUCAGCUUGCUAUGUGCGCGAUCCACAAGUGGUGCCUUUUCAUUUUGCAUGUUCAGAGUAUCACUUGCUUAAAGGUGAAGGAGUUGCAGGUGGAGCAUUCAAUACGAACCAGCCAUGUUUUGCUACAGAUAUUACGGCCUUUAGCAAGGCAGAAUAUCCACUGUCACACCAUGCCAGGAUGUUUGGAUUAUGUUCUGCUGUGGCAAUACGCCUUCGAAGUAUAUACACAGGGUCGGCUGAUUUUGUCUUGGAGUUUUUCUUGCCACUUGAUUGCAAAAAUACUGAAGACCAAAAACAAAUGCUAAGUUCACUGUCUUCUGUGAUACAACAAAGUUGCCGAAGCUUGCGUGUUGUCACAGAUCAAGAACUGCAGGAGGAAAAAGUCAGCCUUUCCGUUGGUGGAUCACAUGAAGAAGAAGCAAGAAAACCAGUUUCUCCAUCUUACAGGGAUCAAGAUUCUUCUUCGUGGCUUUCUGAAAUGAUGGAUGCGCAAAGAAAGGGUAAAGGAGCAGCUGUUUCAGAAAAUCACAGGGAUAAGCAAGAAGAAAAUUUUAAGGUGACAGCAACCCCUUGGGAUUACACUCAGAGGGAACCCAUUCAUGCAUCUACAUUCUCAGAGCCAAACCAAAGUUUUGUAGCCAAAGGGGGUUCCUUUGAUUUUUCUUCUCAUUCCUCGGGCGCCAAGAGAGCAGGUGAAAGAAGACGGUCAAAAACCGAGAAGAGCAUCAGUUUGCAGGUACUCAGGCAGUACUUUGCUGGGAGCCUCAAAGAUGCUGCCAAAAGUAUUGGAGUUUGCCCUACAACUUUGAAAAGAAUAUGCAGGCAACAUGGAAUCACCAGGUGGCCUUCUCGCAAGAUCAAGAAAGUUGGCCACUCGUUACAGAAGCUUCAACUUGUGAUCGAUUCAGUCCACGGUGCCGAGGGUGCAAUUAAACUAAGUUCUUUCUACACCAACUUCCCUGAACUUAGCUCUCCAAAUAAUCCCGGUACCAGCAACUUGUCUGCUUCUAAAGACGAUGAUCAUCUGCAGCAAGUAAAUACUCAACUUGAUGUCAGCCCCGUGACCACCACAUCCAAGUCAACUUCUUCGUCUGGCAGUCAUAACUCCAGCUCAAGUUUAUUGUGUUCGACUACAAAUGUCUUUGCGACAACGGAGGAACAUCCUGCAAGAGGAAUGCUAAAGAGGGCACACACGGAAACAGAAUUGCAUGACAUGGGUCAAGAAGAAACCAAACUUCUGGUCAGGUCACAGAGUCAAAAGAUCCAAAGCAAUCACAAUUCUUCGGAACCUCUGCGCCCUUUGCCAAAUCAGCUCUUACAGGAUUCAGGUACAUUUAAAGUAAAAGCCAUAUUUGGGAAGGAAAAGAUCCGUUUCAGCCUGCAAUCACACUGGGGUUUUGGAGAUAUUCAGCAUGAGGUACUGAGGCGUUUCAAUGUAGAAGAUGUUGGCAAAAUCGACCUAAAGUAUUUGGAUGAUGACGACGAGUGGGUGCUUCUGACAUGUGAUGCCGAUCUUGAGGAAUGUAUUGAUAUACAUAAAUUAUCUAAAAGGAGGACAAUAAAAGUUUCCCUCCACCAUACUUACCAUCAUAAUCUUGGAAGUUCAUUUGGUAGCAGCGGUCCAGCCUAAGCUAUACUUGCUCUGCAAGUGUUUCCAGAUGUGGGGUCAUGUUUGUUUGCUAAGAAGCUAUGGAAGAUUCUUGACUGCAAAGUAGAAAGAACGGCUUUUUUCACUUUCUUUCUUAGUGUUAGUGGUUGAUGUGGGGAGAUGGCAGAUCCAUGGCCAAUCGGCGGCCACCCUAUAUGCAGUUAUUUGACAUACUUGCUGAUUGCACACUGCAUACCCAUUGUAUCACCUUUUUUCAAUCAAUGGGAAUGUAAUAUAGAACAUACAAUUAACCAUCGAGUGAGAUGAGAUGGGACGUUCAGUCAUGCUGAUUGUUAACUUUGGCAUACUUCUCUUUGUGGAAGAGGAGAGGAGGGAAUGCUCUUCAAUAGUCAUUUUGCAUUCUCCACAGAGGAUACAGCGCAAAAGCUGAUUAUGUACUUUUUCUAAGUUCCAACCAUGUGUAGUUACUGCACUUAGUUCCAGUAUCCUGGACAAACAGUUUAUGGAUCUUUCUGAUUUAACGAGAAAGGAAAUUCUGGAUGA